GACCACAGUAGUAAGCAGACAGGAACAGGAAGUGAUGGGCUGUUAUUGUGUGUGAGCUUUGGAAGGUGCUUCUUAAAACUUCCCUAUUUCACAAACAUGUUUAUUGUUCAGGUGGGUGCGUUAUUGAUAGCGUUGACAUAUUACACCAAUGCUCAAACAUCUGUUGUCCCUGUAAACACCACCAUCCCUGGUUCAGAGCAGAGCGCAAGCGGCUUGAGGCAACUCGCCGUGGCAGUGGUGCCUCAGUCGUCCGUGUUUCACCCCAGUCUCCGUUCACAGUUCUCUCUCAACCUGUUGUCGGCGUUUCCAGAAGAUCUGGAAGUCAGCAAUUACUGCGUCGAGCUGCUGGCUAUCUUUGGGCAGCGAUAUUCAACGUAUGUUAAUUGUUUGGUGUCCGCCGCGCGCCCUGUCAAAGUGUGCCAAAACUGUUAUGGCACCUACGGCAACCUUAUGGAAAUCUACAAAAACAUAUCAGACCAGAUGGGCCCGGGGAAUGUGAGCUGCAGAGACAGCCUACUGCGUUCUGAUAGGCUGAUGUUGGUGUUCCUGCUCUACAGUAACCUGGAGGACAUCUGGACCGCUUCAGAAUGUAAUCGUUGUGUAAGCCUGAGACACCACAGCCUGACCAAUGACACCCUUUACUUCAUGGAAACUCUGAACCAGUCCCUCAGCUGCUUCGAGAAGUACCAGAAGCAGGGUAACCACUCAGAGCUAUGUACGGAAUGUAAGGCCACAUACAGAGGACUGAAUGAGCUGUACAGCCGCAUGGAGAAGAAUCACACCCUCUGCAUCGACAUUGAGGACUCAAUGAAUAUGACCCGCAUACUGUGGAGCAAGGAUUUCAAUUGUUCUUUCCCCCGGGCGGAGACUGUUCCUGUCAUCGCCGUGUCCAGCUUCAUGCUCUUUCUGCCCAUCAUCUUCUACUUGAGCAGCUUCCUUCACUCGGAACAAAAGAAACGCAAGCUCAUACACCCCAAACGAGCCAAGUCCAACCCAAGCUUCAUUAACAUCCAGGACAAGUUCAGCUGAGGAGAGUGAGAGAUGGAAGAGAAUGAGGAGAAGAUAGAUCAGAUAAUGACUUUAUUAUCCCCGUGGGGAAAUUUUGGUUGUCGCUCUGUGCAUACAUAAACAUAUAAUCAACAAUAGACAAAGUACAUACAGUAUACAGACAAUACAGGUAGAAAAGUACAGUUCAUGAGUGAUCAGUGAUCAUCCAUACACUAUAGACAACAGAACACACUGUCAACUACAAUGUUAGAUAUAGGCCACACAGGAGGUUGGUGGCACCUUAAAUGGGGAGGAUGGGCUCGUGGUAAUGGCUGGAACGGAAUAGGUGGAAUGGUAUCAGUCAUUCCAUUGACUCCGUUCCAGUCAUUAUUAUGAGCCCUCCUCCCCUCAGCAGCCUCCACUGAUAGGCCAGCCCGAUGCUCCUACUUGUUGUUUCAACAUUCAGGAACCUUACUACUGCUUGGACAAAGGAUAAUUUGGCUCUAUUCCUUUGGUUUUCUGUAACGUCUCCUCGAGCAGAGUAGCUAAAAUUCCUGAUAAAGAGGAUGUCUAGAGUCCAUCAGUACCUUGUGGGGUUUUGAGGGCUCUUAUAUCAUAAAUGACCUCCAGACCUGUCUGCUUGAACUCUAGCACCUUACUAGCAGAGCUUACCAUUUCUCUGCGAGACAUCAUUUUUAAAAAUGAAACCUUUAUUUAACUAGGCAAGUCAGUUAAGAACAAAUUCCUAUUUGCAAUGACUGCCUACCCCAGACAACGUUGGGCUAAUUGUGCGCUGCCCUAUGGGACACCUAAUCACAACCGGAUGUGAUACAGACUGGAUUCGAACCAGGGACUGUAGUGAUGCCUCUUGCACUGAGAUGCAGCGCCUUAGACCGCUGCGCCACUCAGGAGCGGAAAUGACAAUUUCCGUACCAGACAAAGAGGAAGAAUCUUUGUUGUCCAAAACCGCACCUGGAUGCAAAUGUAACAUGUAAUUUCAUCUAUGGCUGUGGUUUCAGCCAGGGGUGUAUUCAUUACGUCUUGCAACAGAAACCGUUUAAGAACCAAACGGGAGCAAAUUUAAUGGAACUAGGAGGGACCUAACUGAAUUUGUCCAAUAUAAACUCUUUGUUUUCAUUGCAAAACGUUUUCCAUUUGACAUAAACGGUUUCUUUUGCAACACGUUUUGCAACAAUUCACGUAAUGAGCGCACCCUGUAGGAGAGGAUACCAAUCAUUUUUUUAAAAUAUAUAUUUUUUUGUUUUAUUUUUGCUGAAAUGAUAUUUGAACCCCCUAGCCCCACCUCACCCAUUGCUUCUACAAUGAAAGACAGUCUGGAGAUGAACCAUAAUGACUACUGAUUUAUCAGUAAUGGGUAGUUGAAGUAUAUUUUUGUGUGCAUUAUUAUUUUGUUUGGUGACUAGAUGUACUCUGCUGUGAAAGACAGAAGACAAACAGGCAGAAAGCACUUGAUGUCUAUUAGUUGUGACGUAGGCCUGCCGUGUAGAAGUGGAUGACAGCUGAGAUGGAGAGACGUUUUUUAAAUAAAUGUUGUUUUUUUAAACAGCAAGGUGAAAGCACUCCAUGAUAUCACAGAAGGCAGAGUGAGCCAGCUCUUUCAAUCCUAUUUGUUUUUUGGUUGCACAGAGCUGUUAAUGUCUUUGUCCUUUCCCACUGGUUAUCACAUGCUGGACUUGUUUUUUGUGUUAUAUAUGUGUUUUUGUUAUAUUUGAUAAUGUGAGUAGUUUGUGGCAAUAGAUGUAAUUAUGUAUAUAUUUGCCUUAUAGAAUUGGCUUCCCUUUUGUUUAAAGAUACAUUUCACAAACUAGGCCUAGUUCAGCUGCAGUAGGGUUUUUACUGACCAAUAACACUGCCAACUACUUUUGCUAGUUUUUUUAAGAUGUGUUAAUAGUAACUGUUACUUUGUUACAGGUGUAAAAUCCCUCUCUUGUAGCACUUUUAGGCCUACUUUUCAGAAUCACUGUCAGUUACAAUUAAUUCGUCACGCAAAACCCUAGAUAUGCUACUUUCUAUUUGACUUGUUACAUUUUCCACUAGAUUCAUAUAAAUCUAAUUAGCAUAAUACAAAUAAUCCCAUCAAUCUCAUUUAAAUAAAUAAAACAUUUACAAGCCAGCGCAUCGGCGGAUGUCGGACUUCCGUACCGAAAAAUGUAUGCAAGUGUAUGGGGCAUUUCCACGUUAAAGGUAUAUGGGGUCAUCCUGAGCUUUCUUGUCUCAGAUAUAGAAGACACUUCAAAACAUACUUCCUUUUGAUUAUUUAUUUUUUACUAUAUGUUUUGGAAUGCAUUAAUAUGUUGUUUAAUGUGUUUCUAUGGACUAAUGGCAGUAAAGCCUAAUUCAAUCUUU
This is a messenger RNA of Oncorhynchus tshawytscha (Chinook salmon), 3354 nucleotides long. RefSeq names its product osteopetrosis-associated transmembrane protein 1. NCBI's taxonomy places the organism in Eukaryota, Metazoa, Chordata, Actinopteri, Salmoniformes, Salmonidae. The transcript has 6 exons. Gene Ontology annotation, cellular component: cytosol. The coding region runs from base 97 to 1029 and encodes 310 amino acids. The record is from RefSeq and is a predicted model, not a curated record.